Messenger RNA from Xylaria bambusicola, 1679 nucleotides. RefSeq lists its product as uncharacterized. Lineage: Eukaryota; Fungi; Ascomycota; Sordariomycetes; Xylariales; Xylariaceae. The transcript has a single exon. Bases 612 to 1328 code for a protein of 238 amino acids. Gene Ontology annotation, biological process: C-terminal protein methylation. Gene Ontology annotation, cellular component: endoplasmic reticulum; membrane. Gene Ontology annotation, molecular function: protein C-terminal S-isoprenylcysteine carboxyl O-methyltransferase activity. The record is from RefSeq and is a predicted model, not a curated record.
UCGGCUGUGUCCAUCACGAACGGUGUUAUCUAGAUCGAACAUUAGCUAAGAUAGGUCAUCCUCGUACGACUUGGCCCAUCCUAGCAACUUGAACUCAUGGCCUCGCAGCAUUCCAGUCCGGCAGUCAAUACCGUGCAGGACAUGGGACUACGAGUGUCGGUACUUGGUUCGAAGCUUGUCGACGGGUAGGCGCAUGAGAUCUAGUGCAGGGACUUUCUCCACCACUCCACCCUGCCAAGUUGUAAAUCGUUCAUCUGUACUCUUGAUGUACCGUCAACUCUCAUUCUUACCACACUGCAUGUGUAUUUCAUGAAAAUAUGACUUUGAAGAAGAACCUCGAUGAAGGCAGAGCUGGAGCUGGAACGCCCAAAAUGAGCUGAUGUGUGUGCUGAGUUGCGGUUAUACAAGUUAGGCCUCAAAAUGCAAAAGAUGCUUCACGUAUUUGUCCUAGCUGGACUAUAUAUCUACCACGGCUAGCCUAUGACAUAACCACUUUGACCUCAAGCAAGAGUACCUACUUUUUAUAAGUGAGUAGGGAAUCUCCCCAUCUACAGAAUCUUCUGUCUGGAAGACGUUCUCAUGAGCCUCACUCACAAUUUUUGCUGCCAAAUAUGGUUCUCCCUAUCAGCUUUCCACAGGCCUCGCUGGCUACUGCGAUCGGCCUCUCUGCUGCUGGUAUCUGGGUUGGCACAACGCCACCCAAUCCCUCGCCCGAUAAGGUCCCUUCUACCGGGGAUUCUAUCCGGUGGGCUGUAACCGCGCAGAAGAAGUACGGCAAUAUCCUCUACCUCUCACUCGGUGCCCAAGCGCUGCAUCACAUGUCUCUCGUCCUCACGUAUCCUGAGAUCCCCAGACCUCUUCUGCGGUAUGGUGUGAUCAAUGGGCUAGACCCGAACUUCGUCACGUGGUCCAGGGACACGGCGGUCCCCAUUGCUCUUGUCCUUGCUGGCGCCUCUCUCCGGGUACUGGCGUACAGCGGCUUGGGGACCAAUUUUACCUAUGGACUUGCAGAGCCUGAUCAGCUGAAAACAACCGGUCUCUACCGUUACAUCCAGCAUCCGAGUUAUACAGCCUCGCUACUUAUGGCAAUUGGUGCGCUCAGGUUAUGGUGGUGGCCAGACGGUAUACUUAGCUGUGUCACUCCUCCAAAGAUAUUUCCGGUACUGCAGGGAUUACAGCCGGCGUUUCUUGGAGUUGCACUUGCUUCUAUCAUGACGGCCUUGUGGAAGAGGGUGAAAGAUGAAGAGGCUAUGCUACAACGAGAAUUUGGCAAGAAAUGGGAGGCUUGGCAUUCAUGUACUGCUAGGUUCAUUCCUUUCAUCUUCUAAAUGUAUACUAUUAGUCGAUGUUAUAUAAUGUGCAAAGGCUAAAUAAAGCCAUAUAUACUUGGGCUGGUGGAGUCGGUGAAUUGAAUGACACCUUUCACUUUAUUCUGGGGUUUACUCGGUGUUAUGCCUCAAACACUUGGGAAGUAAAACAAUGUAUGAUAGAAACUAUACCAAUCAUCAAAAUCCAGCAAGCUUCUCCUCGUAGAAUAGCGGGUUAUAAUAAUUACAUGAGAUAGCGAUUAUCCAAUGUCGGUUCUGCCAGGCCGCUGACGCGGAAACACUAUAAGCUAUAAUGCCUGGUGAAGCAGGGACUUUAGCCAGGGAAAGCCCCGAGUGAAUGCUGAGGUUUAA